This is a messenger RNA of Paraphaeosphaeria sporulosa, 1170 nucleotides long. Its product is annotated as lysine decarboxylase-like protein-like protein. Gene Ontology annotation, cellular component: cytosol. The record is from RefSeq and is a predicted model, not a curated record. The coding region runs from base 264 to 935 and encodes 223 amino acids. The transcript has a single exon. Gene Ontology annotation, molecular function: hydrolase activity, hydrolyzing N-glycosyl compounds. Gene Ontology annotation, biological process: cytokinin biosynthetic process. Lineage: Eukaryota; Fungi; Ascomycota; Dothideomycetes; Pleosporales; Didymosphaeriaceae.
CGCGCCCUGCAUGCCACGCUCUGGGCAGCUUGUCGACGCCAGCGUGUGAGUCUUCGGUGCCACGGCCCCAGCACCGGUGCCGGCAGCGUGACGCCACAAGAGCCUGUGUUUCCUUGCCUCACGCUCCUUCCACACAUUCUCUGCCAGCUCUGGUCGGCAAGCUACCCCGCCAUCCGCCGUCGCCCUCCCCCGCCGUCGUGCCCUCGCCACAACCUCGCGAGAAAGACCAUCUGCACUCCCACCCAAUUGACGCACCACCCGCCAUGACGGACCCCCCCGAGACGCCGCGCCGCCAGCCCGUCGUCUGCGUCUUCUGCGGCGCCUCGUCGGGUACCUCGCCGGUGCACCUCGAGGCCGCCCGCGCCCUCGCCCACGCGCUGCAUGCCUCCAACAGCAAGCUCGUCUACGGCGGCGGCACCGUCGGGCUCAUGGGCGAAGUGGCGCGCACGCUCGUCGCGCUCGCGGGGCCCUCCUCGGUGCACGGCAUCAUCCCCGCGCCCCUCGUCAAGUACGAGCAGAACCACGACCCCGCGGACCCGCUCUCCCACAAGAUCGACGAGUCCAUCUACGGCAAGACCACCGUCGUCAAGGACAUGCACACCCGCAAGCAGAUGAUGGCGCAGGAAGUCAUUGCGGGCGGGCCGGGUGGCGGGUUCGUCGCGCUGAGCGGCGGGUACGGGACGCUCGAGGAGCUGAUGGAGGUGACGACGUGGAAUCAGCUUGGCAUCCACGAUAUGCCCGUCGUCGUGUACAAUGUCGAUGGGUACUGGACGGGGCUGCUGGAGUGGGUGAAGAAGGGUGUGACGAGUGGUUUUAUCGGCCCGGGGAAUGCGGGCAUUUUGGUUGAGGCGCUGAGUGCCCAUGACGUCUUGACUUGCCUGAAGGACUAUACGAAUGCCGAGGGGAGAUUCAACUUGACCUGGGACUCGCAAUAAGAGGGGAGGGAGUGUCGAGAACGUACUCGUCACUGUAUCGUCUGGUCGCGAGGGUUCGUGGACGCAGACGACUGACACCAGUCGUCGUGUUUGGAGAAUAGGCUGCGAGAACAUGACACGCUGCUAGUUAGCACAGGGUCCAGGCGUCUACAGACAAGGAAUCAUUACAUGGGAAAUGCAAUAGACCUAGACGGACAUCGCAAAUAAAUCAAAUCGACACAAUCAUCAUAACGCG